Molecule: messenger RNA, 2542 nt
Organism: Actinia tenebrosa (Australian red waratah sea anemone)
Lineage: Eukaryota; Metazoa; Cnidaria; Anthozoa; Actiniaria; Actiniidae
Product: wee1-like protein kinase
Biological process (GO): mitotic cell cycle; protein phosphorylation
Cellular component (GO): nucleus; cytoplasm
Molecular function (GO): ATP binding; magnesium ion binding; non-membrane spanning protein tyrosine kinase activity
Source: RefSeq, a predicted model, not a curated record
ACAACGGACUYGUCACGUACAAAACGUAAGACUUUUUACCUCAAAUUCUCCAUCAUCUUGGGCCUUGGUAUACAAUCAACAUCAUAAAUCAUCACUUUAUACAUUAAUUAAGCAACAGUGAAAGUUUGAAUAGGAAGAAGAGGAGUUAUYUUGAAAAAAAAUCGAGYUUAAAAAUGGCGUUCACUCGACUUCGUAGAAGACCGCUAGAAUUUGUAGACGAACGACCUGAACACGAAAACAUCAAUAUUYCUCUAGAUGAAGACGAUAGUUCUGGAGAAGAAUCUUUUAUCAAGACAACUUUAAGAGGUUCAGAUAAUACAGAUGAGUUCUGGGACUCUGGUUUUUCGAGCCCGCCUGGUAUGAAUUCUCGUAAUGUUUCGAUGCAAGAAGAUGAUGAUUCACCUAUGAUUAGUCUUAUGGAAUGCGAUGAAAACUGUCCGAUAACUCCGCCGUUUUCUCCUCCAUCUCUUGGUGGACUUAGAUUGUUCGAUACUCCACAUACACCAAGAAGUUUACUUCAGAGGUCUAGCUGCUCUGGCAGCCCAGAAACUAAAGCAGAGAAUCGUAAGUUAUCGAGAUUUCGGCGAGGUCUGGGAGGAAGACAGUCGAAGACUGAGCCACGUAAUAAUUCUAAAGCGAGAUUAACGGCGAAUGUCAACCCUUUUACUCCGGAUUUAAACUUUGGAAACAACGGCAACAACAAGAGAACGCGAAAACUCAGGGAAAGCCUGAUGGAAGAUGAUGCCGAUGAUGCUGAUGAUAAUGUCUUUGGUAACCCUGCAAAGAGGCUGGCACUUCACGAAAGUAACAUUUCACGAUUUCAUGAGGAAUUUGUAGAGCUGUGUAUCAUUGGAUCAGGGCAGUUUGGAUCAGUACACAAGUGUAUCAACAGACUAGAUGGAUGUGUUUAUGCUUUGAAAAGAUCUCUUAAACCAGUUGCUGGGUCUGUUGAUGAACAAAAUGCUAUGCGUGAGGUUUAUGCUCAUGCAGUACUUGGUACUCAUCCGCAUGUAGUAAGGUAUUACUCUGCCUGGGCAGAAGAUGACCGUAUGUUGAUACAGAAUGAAUACUGCGAUGGUGGGAGCCUUGCUGAUCGCAUAGAAAACAACAAGAAACUUGGAAUACUAUUGAGUGAAGGAGAACUAACAAUGCUACUGCUGCAGCUUGCAGAAGGUCUCAAGUACAUACAUUCUCUUAACCUAGUACACAUGGAUAUCAAACCAGGCAAUAUUUUCAUAACUCAUAACAAAGAAGCUGAUGAUGAUUGCCUAGGUCAUUCAUUUAAUAAUGAUGAAGGCAUUCAGGACUGCGAAGGAUCACCAAAAAACAAGAGACCAUCACUCUAUUAUAAAAUUGGUGAUCUUGGUCAUGUGACAUCAGUGACCAAUUCCGAGGUCGAAGAAGGAGAUUGCCGAUUUUUACCAAAUGAAAUAUUACAAGAGGACUAUAGUAAUUUACCCAAAGCAGAUAUAUUUGCCCUGGCUCUCACUGUGUAUCUUGUGGGAGGAGGCGAAGAGUUACCUAAGAAUGGCGAAAAAUGGCAUGAUAUAAGAAGAGGCAAUUUACCACCACUUUCUCAAGUGUCACAAGAAUUUAAUGAAUUACUCCAGUCUAUGGUCAACCCAUUACCUGCUUUAAGACCCUCGGCAGUUAACCUUAUGAUGAAUCCUGUACUUUGUCCCAUGGCCAACAAAUCCAAGGCCCAAUUGAGGAAAGAACUAAAUACAGAAAAGUUUAAAAAUGAAAUAUUAUCCAGAGAACUAAAACAAGCUCAACAAAACAUGGUCGGGCAGAAUACGGGACCAAAAAGCACAGCAAGAAAUUCUCGUAUUAUAGGACAGAAAUUUAACAGAAGCAUGAGUCUAAGUGUAAUUAUGUGACUACACUCAAAUAUAGUAAAUAUCCAUGGAUACUGAGAUAACGGGGUGGCAGUGGGUCCGAUGCUAGAAACCCCCCCCAACUAACAGCAUACUCCCAAAAUAUAUUAAAAUAUGGGCUUCUUAGAACAGCUCAACAUGCUUCAGAAAAUUCCUUCCCCAUCUGUAUGGUAGGUACAGUAUGCAUAUUUUUUUAUAACUUUACAAUAUUGAUAAACUAUGUAUUAUAAACCCUGGUCAUAAACCAAAUUAGCAAGGUACUUACAAACCACAAUGUUACCAAUAGAAACUUUUUAGAAAAAUUUUGAUUAAGCUGAAAGCAUUUAAAGCAAUGCAGUAUCCUGUAUAUUUGCUUUUAAGCUUUUCAAAAAUGUCAAGACCUGAUGCACAAGAGCUUCACUUAUCUUUAAUUGUAAUUUUUUAAUAAGUAAGAUUUUUAAUAUCUACAUUUUUUAAGAAUUGCAGAUACUAUUAUUGUAAGUAAGAGGGAAUAUUUCCCCCAGUUUUGCAAACCAUUUUUUCAGGCAUUUUUACUUUACUUAGUUGAACCAUAUAUUUUGUAAAUAUUAGUCAGUAAAUGAGUUUCAGUCAAAUUCUUCAUUCUAGUUUUUAAUUAUCAUAAUUUUUAACUUUUGAAUUUAAGUUUUAUUUCCAAGUUUGUUAAA